GGUGGCUGGUGGUUUUUCUUUUCUCGGUCGCGGUUUGUACAAACGCAUUUUCAUCGUUUUUUAUUAUUUUGUUCCGUAUCCAGCGUGUAGCGUAUAGUUUUCGGAAAGCAAAAUUGAGGGCUUCUUCGCGCAAUGUGAAAAAUCAGGUGUUCGAAGAAAAAAGUAAGGACCCGCAUAGUGAAAACGAGUUCAAAAGGAAAAUUUUCGAUGGGGCACUUUGUUCAUCAAAAAAAGGAGGUUCAAUUGAAGACAAUGUUGGAAGAAAUGUAGCAGAAUUUUGCGUGCGAGUGAAUGAAACGGAAAUAUUUGUGUCGAGUUUUGCUGUCAAAAAAAGAACAUCAUCGCACACUCGGUGGUCUCGCGUUUGCCAAAAGAAGGAAAAUUCCGGACGAUUUUUUCUUUUUUUCGAUCUCAUAGCGAGGUGAUCCGCGAAUUGUCGGAAUAAAAUCGUAAAAUUGCGAUUUUGAGUGGUUUUAUUUUUGUUUGCUUUUUAGUUUGACUAUUACUGGUCUGGAGUGGAAGUUGGAUUGCAUAAGUGAAAGCGGAAGAAACUGGUGAGAGAAUUUUUUUUCGGUGAAUAUACGUGCUUCCUGUUUGCUGAGUUUUUGUGGUGUUCGGAAUCCUGAGGGCGCAGCGCACACGUCGAAACAGCAGAAAUUGAGGAACUCGGUGCGGAAGGCAAAAGAUGAACGCAAAAUCUGACACCAAUCGGCAUGUACUAACAAUUCAGGCGAAAAAGAAGCGUCAUAAGACAGCGAAGAGGAAGGCUAAACAACAGGCACAGCAGGCAGCAGCACAAGCCGCAGCGGCAGCUCACCAGCAACAGGGCCAGGUGUCAUCUCCCGAUAAUGAGAUGAAUCCGGUUCCGGCGAAUGACAAUCAGCAGUAUUCGAGCUUUACAAGUAGCAACAAAAAGAAUAGUAGCUCCAACGAAUCGAUUGACGAACGUGAUGAGGACCGAUUACUGGACGAUGCCGGUGGGUACAGCAGUGACGAGCGAGAAGGUGAACAGGAGUGUCGUGAAGAUUAUUGCCGUGGAGGGUAUCAUCCCGUCAAACUGGGCGAUUUAUUCCUGCAGCGGUAUCACGUCAUUAGGAAACUCGGGUGGGGUCACUUUUCGACCGUCUGGCUUAGCUGGGAUUUAGAAGAAAAGCGUUACGUAGCAUUGAAGAUUGUUAAAUCAGCGCAGCAUUUUACCGAUACGGCCAAGGAUGAGAUACAGAUAUUGAAAUCGAUACGGAACGCUGAUCCGGAAGAUCCAAAGCGGAACAAAACUGUCCAGCUGUUGAAUGACUUCCGAAUAACCGGUGUCAAUGGUACCCACAUCUGUAUGGUUUUUGAAGUUCUGGGUCACAAUUUGUUAAAACUAAUUCUGAAAAGCAACUAUCGUGGAAUUCCAUUGUCUAACGUGAAAUCCAUUAUUCGGCAAGUGCUGGAAGGGUUGGACUAUUUGCACUCGAAAUGUAAGGUGAUACACACAGAUAUCAAGCCGGAAAAUGUGCUGCUGUGUGUGGACGAGAGCUACAUACGAAAAUUGGCCUGCGAAGCAACGGAAAUGCAUACGAUGGGUUGCCGCUUGCCGUACUCCUUGAUUUCAGCUGCUCCGCCGCAGUUCCAGGAGCAACCGCUCAGUCAGAAUAUGAGUAAAACCAAGAAGAAGCGUUUGAAGAGGAAAGCGAAAAUGCAGACGGAGUUGAUACGACAGCAAAUGGAGCAUAUUCAGCAGCAGGAAUUUGGCACCACGACUGCACUGGAAAACGGUGAAACCGAGUUGAUAUCAGCUAAGGACAUGGACCAAGAACAUCACGAUUGCGAAUCUCCCAUUGCCUCUCCGGAAACGCCACGGUUAUUCAACGGUGACCGUUCCGGUAGCCCGACCGGAUCUUCCGGUGACGAGGAUGAAACCCCUGCCAAAUCUGCAGCCUCAGCAACAGCAGUAAAAUCGUCCGCUACUUCCCCCAAUUCGUCCAGUCCGGAUCAGUCGACUUCCAACAACAACGACGAUUCAGUGCUGAAAAAAGCUUCAUCAUCCUCCCUGCCAACUGCCUCAUCGUCACAGGCAAUCGGGUCUGAGAGUAAACUGGACAUCAGCGAGUCGAUGCGGAAGAUCCUUUCCAGGGUAAAAGAGCGCAAAGAUCCGGCAUUUGAGGUGUGUGAUGUGGAAGUCAAAAUCGCCGACUUGGGAAAUGCAUGCUGGGUGGACAAACAUUUCACCGAGGACAUCCAAACACGCCAGUAUCGUUCGUUGGAGGUUAUCAUCGGUUCCGGCUACAACACGUCGGCCGACAUCUGGAGCACAGCCUGUAUGGCAUUCGAGAUGGCCACCGGGGACUAUCUGUUCGAGCCGCACUCGGGAGACAAUUACUGUCGGGAUGAUGACCACAUUGCCCAUAUCAUCGAACUGCUGGGACCAAUACCGAAGCGGAUCGCCCUGUCCGGUCGGAUGUCCAACCAUGCGUUUAACUCGAAGGGCGAACUACGGAAUAUUUCCGGUCUAAAACCGUGGGGUCUGGUCGAUGUGCUGCGCGAAAAAUACGAAUGGAGCUUGGAGGAUGCGAUUGAGUUCAGUGAUUUCCUUAGCCCCAUGUUGAAUUACGAUCCGAAAUCGAGGGCUACGGCAGCCGAGUGUCUGAAGCACUCCUGGUUAAAGCAUUGAGUUGUUCGCGAAAAUGCUUUGGAAUUCCGGCUAACUAGUUUUGUGUUGCGAGUGUUGCGAGUGUAUGUGUGAAUCAUAGCGGAAAAUUGUUAAACGAUUGCAAUUGCUGAAAAAGGAAAAAUGUAAAAUGAGCCAGAAGAAAAUUUCUAAUAGUGACAAAAGAGCCAUAAAUGAUAUUGCAAGUACUGGACAAACCGAAAGGAUACACAUGCAAAAGUGAACGAAGUGGAUUGCGGUAGGAGAAAAGGAUAGGAGCAGCGAGCGAGGACGUACUGCGGAUGAGGAGAUACAGUAGACGAACGGAAUAUCUGCAAAAUACACCCACUGUUGCAACAAAGCGCCCAAGCCUGCAGGAAACAAAACAGAAUACACCAUAUUGACAAAAAUUAGUAGCUAUAAAAAAUAACGGCAAAAUUUUCAACUAAACAAAAUUCAGAAUACAGACAGAUGAUAAUAAAAGGAAGGUAAAAUCACCAAACUGAAUAAAAAAACUAGACAUUUUAUAUCGAUUAUAUCGCAAGGAAUAGAAAAGGAAUCAUUGAUGAUAGACACAAAGAGAGAAUUCCGGUUAGUACUUUUACUGCUAUUACAGUGGACGAAAUUAGUUCGGAUGGUUGAAUCUAUACGACUUUGUGCUACUUUCAUGACUGUAAUCGUGGAGUGAAAUUCCAGCCCACCUCCAUCAGAAGGAAUAUGUCAUCCUGUUCCGAUAGUUAAAAGGCCUAGAGCUGGUCGGAUGGAAAAGAAGCUCUUGCUAGCGGCCGUAGUUCCGGCUGUCCGGGGUAACUUGUUUUCCUGAUCGUAGUUUUCUUGUGGCUCCUAGAGAAAGGAAAAGCAGGCGAACGUGCAGUACUUUAUUUGUGGGGAGAGGUUCGCUUCUCGCAGGGAAAUGCCAAGGGAUCUGAGACGUUGAAAUGUCAUUAUCAAACAAAGUAACAAUAACUUCAGUAAGUUAUAGUAGAUAGCUGGAUGAGACGAUUAAAGUUAGAGUUAGAGGAAAUUGUGAGGACAAAAAAAACUGUGUAACCAUACUGUUAAUAGACAACAUAAUAAGAUAGAAGGCGUGUAAACUAUGUCACACACAGGCACUUUUUAAAGGAUUAAAAUUACUAGAAGGGAAUCAGCAAGCAUUAGUAGCAUAACAUUACAUUCGUACAUAGAGCAAAAUAUACACCUUCGUACCCAUUUACUCAUUCGAUACAUUGAAAAACCAAAUACAUACGCACGAAUAGAAGGAAAUAGUCACAAGAAACGCAAACGUUGCUUACUUUAUGGCACGGUGUCAAUAGCGGUAGAUUUUUUCGUGAUCCAAUUGUAUUUCGUGCGACAAGAUAAGAUAUUUUGCAGUCGAAAAUUGUGCUGUUUUUUAAGUUAACUAGAUUGUCUCGGAAAGCUACGAAUGACUGCUGACUUCUUACAUCGCCUGUCGCUGUAGUAUUCCUACAAUACCGUAAAGGUCCGUUGCUUUAAAUCUCGAGUGUCGCGUUGCUUUAAUUGAGGCAUUGUGUGCAUUGUUAGUCAAAAUGUUUACCGUAUAGAUUUUCACAACAUGUGCAUCCACUAAAGCCUAUACCUUUAACGUAGAUGCGUUGCUGUGGCAAUGAAUAUGAUUUAAGACAAGGUUUCUACCAUGAUUCCAUUUCGAACCAGGUAAGUGGGAGUUUUUGAGAGGCAAUUUUCAUGAUCCAUAAUAGACUCUUCGGAAGGCCAUAUUCUUCUUUUAAUCUUUGUUGAGGAUCAGGUGAUUGGAUUCAGUCUCAAAUAAAUUAAUUGUCGAUGCUUUCGGUUACUCUUAAAUGUCAAUUUACUCUUAAAUGUAAUCGAAUUGGCUAUUGAUUGCAAGAGCUAACAUAAGUACAUAACUUCUUUUGAGCUUUCGAGAACCAUUUUCCAAAUAAGAUAAUUUUGUUCACUAAAACUGUAUUGACAAUCUUGUGUCCAAAUUGGUAGAUACAGAUAGCUGAAAAAAAAACGAUAAAACAUAUCCAUAAUGACAGGGCUUGAAUGUGCAACUUUCUUUUCAAUUUGUGAAAAUGCUCCGACCUUGAGCUACUUAAAGCAAUUCAAUGAAACAACGCGUACCGUACAUGUAAGCUGUGUGCGCUCGAGUAUAGUUCUAAUUAUAUUACUUACUGCUGACUGAUCUUCUAUUUACAAAUUACACUUUCAGAAGACAGAAUAAUUCUUUAUUAUCCUUACCCAACACCGACUUACUGACUAGCUGACGUAAGGUUUUGCCACGCAGCCUGCCUGGGUCCAAUUUCUAACCUCGACCACUAAAUCAGUUUUUUGUUGUUGUCUCGAGAGGCAAAUGAUCGCAAGGCACAACUCUACAAACAACCAGGGGUACGUACCACUCGAGCCAAUUUGCUCUGAUUGCAAUUGUCAUCGACCUUCUACUACUGAGGUUGCAAUUUUUCAGCUACCAAAGGUAUGUUAAUUCUUCAACUUACUUCAUUGUUGAAUUUGUCAUAAUAUUCUUUUUAUGCCUUAGUUUAAUUCUAAAAUUUGAGACUACAAUUUUUAUAUGAGAACCUUUUUUCAUCUAUCUGGCAAUUUGUGAAGUCAAACGAUUCUUUUUAUUUUUUUAUUUAAAAGAUAUUUUAUUCAGGCCUAUUUGCGUACAAGCUUUACGUGGCCGAUUUAGCUGAGUUUUCAGAUAAUUUUUUUUGUAUUGGAUCUCGUUGUCACCCUUUUUCUAGGGGGAGAGGAGCUUCCAUUUUCCUCCUGCGAGGGGGCAGUUUGUUCGUGGUUCGUCUCGUCAUCCGUUGCCGUGGUAUUGUUGUUGAUUUCGUUGCUAGUUGCUGUAGAUGCGCCUUGUUGUACAUUGUUUGCAGUUGCUGGUUGGUUAGAUGGUAAGCUGUUAAUUGCAGCUAGUGUACUUUGUUCUAUAGGUGAUACGUUGGAUGGUUUCGUUGAAGGGGAUGCUUCACUGUUGUUGGUGACUGUCACAGGUGUACUGGGGUUGCUUGGGGUUGGUGUGAAGGAAGCACCGUUGUCCUUUGGUGUAGUUGUCUCCUUGUUCAGUUUAUCACUUGGCUUUCCGUAGUUAACAGCUUUUUGUAAAUAUUGACAUGUAGUCAUCUGAUUGUCAUAGGUAACAAGUGAUUUGCACGGGAUUCUUGUAUUCUGACCGAAAGUCACAUAAGAAGGUAUAGGCCUCCUCAAGCGCAUGCGUAACAAACGUACGCCAUUUAGAAUACCGGGGAAAAAAUUCUUCCAUUUUUCUUUUUCGAUAGAGAGAAUCUCUCCGUAUUGGGACAUGGUUUUGCGAAUAUAAGGAUCGAUGACGCUUGAGGGAAGAUCAUGCACACGCAUUUCUAUAGCACUAUCUUCCAUAUAUACUGGAAUGUUGUAUUUGAUAUUUCCAUGCUCCACAUAGUGCACAUUAUUAUUGUCUUUAACGAAUUGAAUUGCAUCCAACUCUUUAUAGAACUGGAUAUAAACAACAUUAUUGGUCUUAUUGCAUUGAAGUAAAUGCACACGUUUAAUGUCAAAAUGCAUUUGCUCCUUAAGCAAACCUUCAAGUUCUCGUAUCGAAGGUCGAAUUUUGCACUGUCUGAAGUCAACAAUAAUUGUAUUCUUUCGCACCGGCGGUAGCUUUUGUUCGUUUGGUUCACUCAUUUCGAGAUCGUUCUAUUGUUCACUAUACAAUACUGUACUUGGUUUCUUCUGUCCCGAACGUAAGCGGUUUUGGUUUAUCGACUGACUUGGAUGAGAUGUGAAACCGAACUGUCAAACGAUUCUUGUCUUUUGAGUCUAAGAUUGUAUCGGAACCAAUGUUUAAAUCACUCGACUGAUGGGAAGCUUAUUCCGAUUGUUCUGCAAUGACCGUACGGGUAGUCAUUGGAUGGCACCAAUUCUAGAUCAUAAGGCGGUUGGGCGGAAUUUUCCAUCCACUUUUAGCCGAGUAGUUUUUAAUCGAAACCGCAAGAUAAAAAUUACGCAAUUGUGCCAACUCAAUUCGCAGACAAUUCUGAUCCCACUAAAUGCAGAUGAUGGCUAACGUUGAUAGCGACACUUACAAGUCAAUAUUUAAAAUUUUGACCACACUAUUGAUAGUGUGAUAGUAAAAGAUCGUGUGCAUUUGAAUGGGAUUAAUGUAUUGAUAAAGGAUUGACAAUAAUAUUGCCUCGUGUAAAGCCCGCUAAUAUUUCUCAUUACUGUCAUUAAGACAGACUCAAUGAUUCUGAUGCGUUUAUAUCCUGCUUACUCGUGUAUCAGGUUUUGCACGAACAAGCAUCGACAAAGAGGAAAGCGCACUUCUUCUCAGUGUCGAAUAGACAGCAUUUGAGUGUGUGCUUGUGGUUAAAGCAGCUGGCGCGAGUGAAACACAUUCUCUUCGCAUGAAUCGCUCUCACGCGCUCUCGUCUAAAUACACCCAAGUGACCACUGGCGCGUGAUGGUGAGCGAACACUUAUGUGAACUUCAAUUAAUAGAGAGUAGAUCUGGCCUUGCUAUGAAAAAUUUGCAAGGAAAACCGAAAAUUUAACGAUAAAUUGUUUUAUUUUGCUGAUUUUGCGUGCCCACGUUUCUUCUACGAAAACCAUACACUAGAGUGCUCACCGGCGUGAAAAUAUCUGCGUCCACGUCAGAGAAUUUGAGAGCUCUUCUCUAGCACUUUGGUACGAUUCAGUGCUAGAGGUAAAAGAAAAUAAACACGCGCACUCAUGAUGUGUACACAAUUUAUACAACAGUGGUGCAUAUAUGUAAAAGAGAAGAGCUCUCGUUGAAGUUGUCAGUGCGAGGGGAGAAAUUUUGCUUGCUCUUCGUUACACAGAGGAGAUGGACAUCUCUGAACAUGACAUAAACUCACAAAAAUGAACAAAAUGAAUCAAUUUUGACACCUAUCAGUGAACGAUUUGUUUUAGUCUUUGUUAAGACGUAGAGCCGUUUUGAGCUAGUUUUAAUAUGAUCAGUAUCUAACGGGGAAACAGAUUGGAAAACCGACAUGUGAACACAAUGAUAUAAUGAAAACCGCGAAAUUGUUACCGCAGAGACGGGACUCGAACCCGUAGCUAACUCCUAACCGGGGAAAUUGUUUUACCAAUUAAACUACCCUGCAUAUGAAAACACAUGAAGAGAAAGUCCAAUUUUCGCGGUUUUCAUUAUAUCAUUGUGUUCACAUGUCGGUUUUCCAAUCUGUUUCCCCGUUAGAUACUGAUCAUAUUAAAACUAGCUCAAGACGGCUCUACGUCUUAACAAAGACUAAAACAAAUCGUUGAAGGUCAAUAAAAGGUUUGUCUACCUUUACCAUUGUGUUUGAGAUCACACAAUCGUCACUGCUGCUACCACACACUAGUGUAGAUCCAUAAAAUCGAUGGAUCUAUCGUGUGUUACCUCGUAAAUAGCGAAAUAGACAAAAACAAAAGUCUCGAAUCAGUAUCGUGCGGCAAGAACAGAUGGGUAGAAAUAGACUCGUGAUCAUUGUAUGUGUUUCUGUUGAAUUUGUUUCAGUCGAUACGGGACUGUAAGUGAAUAUCGUGGUGGCUAAGUAGAGUAGAGUAGAGUCCAAUCAAUUGGACUUUCUCUUCAUGUCUUUUCAUAUGCAGGGUAGUUUAAUUGGUAAAACAAUUUCCCCGGUUAGGAGUUAGCUACGGGUUCAAGUCCCGUCUCUGCGGUAACAUUUUCGCGGUUUUAAUUAUAUCGUUGUGUUCACAUGCCGGUUUUUCAAUCUGUUUCCCCGUUAGAUGCUGAUCAUAUUAAAAGCUAUCAGUGGUUUGUUUAUGUGUUCAAUGAGGUUUCUAUGAACGGCGACCCCAGUGAAAAAUGGAUGGCCAAUACGUUUUCUGAUGAAAAGAGCGAUUCACACGUGGCAUCAGGCGACUUCUGCAUUUGUGGUUGGAAAUGAGCUGUCAGGAAGCCUAAUUCAGCUGUUUUUCAAAGAAGGGCGAAUCUAACAUUGACAGCAAAUGGAGAAAAACGUCUAUGAAUGUUUCGACUUUGGUUUCAAAUCCUAUUUAGAAAUUUUCGUGUAUUCUCAGAUCAAUUUUUGAUUAGACGAUGAACUGUUGGUUCAUCUUUAAAAGGCAUGCAAAUUUUACCACUUUCCUUCUAUAUCUACUGAAUAAAAGAAGUUUCGCCCUUUUUCGAUUUGUUUACUUUUAUGCUUCCUGUGUGAAUUUUGAAGUUACACCCUUGCGUAUUUUUUCGUGAAAUUGGUUGGUUUCCGCGACUAAGACAAAUCUGCGGGUAAUUUUAUCGUCUCAUUUACUAUUUCCAGUAGUAAAAGAUUCGGAAACCAUCUAAAACAAAGAAAAUAAAUAGUUUCGCCCUUCCUUACUAGCGGUUGAAGUAUCGCCCUGUUUGUUGGCAUGGAACACGGAGGGCGAAACUUACGUAAACAAAUGGGAUGACAGUUUCGCCCUUUAUAGUUCUUUGUAUUACAAAUAUUGAGAUUUUUGUAGAAUCCGAACUUUUAUGCAAAAUUGUAGGAUUUUGAAGCAUUUAUUGGUAGGUGAGAGAAACUCGAUUUGUUUAUUUUUGUAAGACUCGCCCAUCUUUGAAAAACAGCUGAAUUGCGUUUUACAAACAGUACUGCUGAACUGUCAAAAUGUGUUCAUUCGAUUGAGGGUUUGUUGACAUUUCCAAUAACACGUAUUCGAAUUAGAAUGAACAUGUAAUCAAACCACCGUAGGCUGUCGAAUGAUGUUCAUACAACGAAUUUUGUAAGGUUAUGUCAUGUUCGUGUAGAAUAUAUUUUGGCUUUUUACCGUCACUUCUAACCCUAAUUUAUCAUAUUCUCACAAGGCAACAUAAGGUUUAACAUAAGACAGACAUAAGAAAAAAUCCAUGGAGGCAGUACAGGUAAACUGUCAAAGAUGAACGUUUGUUCAUUUUAGACGUCACACUGAAAAUACUAACAACACGUAUUCGAAUUGGAAAAAUCAUGACGCCGUAAGCUGUCAAAUGAUAUUCAUUCUGCGAAUUUUCAGUAAAUUUCAUGAAAACUCUUAUUGAGUACACAACAUGAUUUUCUUAAUGUAAUUGGAAACAUUUUGCUGACUGUCAGUGGUCAGUACAGUAAAAGUUUUAUUUAUCAAAUGAUUGUUAAAUUUGAUCGCAGCAACGAGCUGUUAAAAUUAAUCGACUUGUUCAUUACUUAAUACCGAUUCUUUAAAUACUUGACUACUAAAAAAAUGUCGUUUUUGAUAUCGAUUAGAUAACACAUCAUUUAAUAAGUCGUAUGACUAAUGACUUACUAAGAAAAACACAUUUCUUUGUCAAAGAUCGAAUUUAUUCUUCACAAUCAUUCCAACGGUUCUCUAACUUCUCGAUGCCGUGUUCGUAGAAGGAUAUGUCCUUUACCUCAAAUUUGGCUUCGAACAACCAGUAAUCACUGGGGGCCUGAUCUGGACUAUACGGUGGAUGAGGAAGUAACUCGAACCAUCGACUUGAGAAACGGUGCAUAGUCUUGGUGAAAUAAUGUUUUUUUUUUCUUUGGAAUAUGAGAUCGUUUUUGAUUGAUUUUUGCAUUCAAACGAUCUAUCAACGCUAAGUAGUAUUUGCUAUUGAUUGUUUUUCCUUUCUCAAGACAGUCGCUGAAGAUUAUACCAUGAGUAUCCUAAAACACUGAAAUCAUAGCCUUCCCUACUAACUGUUGUGUCUUUGCAGUCCACUCAGAUGAUAAUUGUUUUGAUUCCAGACUGACGUGAUGGAUCCAUGUUUCAUUCAAUGUCACAUAUCGCCGCAAACAAAAAUCUGAUAUACUUUUAAACAUUGCCAAUCACUGCUCUGAAUCCUCAACACGUUGUGGAUUAGUUUUUUUUUAUGUUUUGUUGUUGAGUAACCACCUCAGUUAUACGACCAGAACGUGCACCGCAAAGCAAAGUCAUCGUAUUGUAUUCCUUUUGUGGAAUUUGGCCAUUCUGUUGUAACAGACUUCGCAACAGAUUCUUAGCGUACUGAUACGAUCCUACUUCCACUAAGAAUCCUUCCAGGUUGGGACUCGAACAUACGACAACUGGUUUGUAUGACCAGCGCCGUAUGCAUUGAGCCGCCAACCCGGGUCAGCAAACCAAUAACAAAUGUUUCUUUUCGAUGGAGCACAGUCCGAAUAAUACUCUUGAAGCCAUUGUUGAUCUUGUGCAGUAUUUUUUUCAUCAAGAAGUAAUGAGAAAUUAUCAUCCGGUUAAAAUGAAUCAUAUCAAAUGGUCCGAUUUGUUUGCUUCAUUUUAACCGGCAACUUACAGUAAAAAUAUCUAAAGUUCAGCACUUAAUUCAGUUCAGUGCUUUAGGUAUGGAACGCGUCGAUGCGAAGCUCGUACCGAAAGAACUGAUUUUUUUUUACAAUGAUUGUGACUGAAUUACUGGCCAAACACGAAACGAAAGUCAUCACUCAGCCACCGUACUGGUCAGAUUUGGCCUCCUGUAACUUUUUCCUAUUUUCAAAACUAAAAUAUCCACUCUGAGGAACGCGCCAUGACUGAAGGAACUGAAGGCCAUUCCUAUGGCAAGUGUAUGGAAAAUUGAAUUGACUUGUGAAAUGCCUGUAUUGGUUCAAAAGCAACCUAUUUUGAGGUUGCCUAUUAUUAAAGAAACGUACUAAAAUUUUAGAAAAAUGUUUUUUUAAAUUAUUCCGGGUCAAUUUUGAUCAUAUGCAUAUGAUUAUCACUGUGAUGGCAUAACUUUUUUAAUAUGAGGAAGGCAAAACAAUUUUCUAGCAAAAUUAUCUUGUGAGUUUGGUUUUACCGAAGUACAUAAAAUGAAAUUAUUUGACGAUUUUUGCAACCAAAAUUGAAAAACCGACAAAGUUGACAUAAAUUAUUCAAAAUUGUUUUAUUCUAAACAUUCGAAGAUUAAAUAUCCUUACAUCUAAGCGAAGCUGAGUUAGCAUAAUAUUUAUAAAAUUUAUUUAUAAAGAAACACACAAUGAUAGCAAAACAUUUCUUUAUGAGAACCAAACAAAAAUUUUGUCAAGCGCUCUCGUUGCUAUCCCGUAAAUUAAGGAUGGCGAUGGUUCACUAUUUCAGCCCUUGUCCAAUGAUUCGUCGUCAUCGUUGUUGCUCGAUACAUCGUUAUGAGGGUUUCCUGUAUUAUUACCGAAUAGGUUGUUCUUCCAGGCUUUGGAUUCGUUGUUAGAUGAAGAAGGCGUACUUAUUGUACAUUAGAUGCAGAUGACGGUUGCAUUGAUGAAUUGUUGCUCUGCCUCAAACGUACUUGGGUUGUUUAGAACCGGAGUAAAGGAGAUACUUCCUUUUCGAUGGAAAGAAUCUCUCCGUAAUGGUUUCAUCGAGAGCUUCUAUGGACAAAUCAUGUACACGGACUAUAUAUAGAACCUACUUUUUUAUAUUGAUGGUAACUAAAUUCUAGGUAUAUAAUACCGAUGUUCUGAAAAGGAAUACAAUACGUUUUGAUAGUUGCAGUAUUACAUCCCAGUUUUUGUUCGGGUGUUAAGUAUUCCACAUAGAGAGGACCUGGAGAAAAUUUUCUUCUGAAUAAGUAGUUGAGUAGUCUUAGUGGCAAACUAAUCGCUGUACCGAUGCACAUUUUUCACUGUAAUGCCAUAAUAGAAAAAAAGAAUAAAAUCUAUGUAUUCCCUUUCCCUUGCUAUGAUAUUCGAAUCAAAAAUCCAUCAACUGUCAUAGUCAUCAUAUCCCUCGUAACCCCACAACGUGAAACAUUCAGUCAUUUCUUUUCCGUGCUGACCUACAUAAUGAACACCACCAAAAUCUACCGAGGCAUUUUGACAUUGUGCCAAACCAGAACGUUAUUGUGAAACCAAAAGGAUCUGAGGCAAACCGUGAUCUAACAAAAAAAAAGAAUACGGUGCCGAAACAAGAGCACAGCAGUUAUGCAUGCAGACGCAGGUGUCCCUGUAUAUGUGUUUCUAUAGCACACAACAAAUCUACCAACCAAACAACCAACUAACCAACUAAACAAGGCCAGGCACAGUGAAACAAAGGUAGCACAGGGUGAGCGCGAAAGGGGCUUCAAUGUCACUAUGAUUUUCUUUCAGCUUUUAUGAUUUUUCUCUGUUUAUUCGUACAUAAAUUGUUGGUUAUUUGAUAGAACGAUUACUCGAUCUAAAAUAUUAUAGCUAGUACACACAUAUACUGUUAGUAACGUCAUCAGCCCUGCUGCUACCUUGGUACUUAGUUAUGAAAGGGAUAGCAGGAUCUUUUUUCAGGAUGAGAUUUUAUACACAAAAAAAACACAUUUUGGUAACGAAAGAGAACGCAAUCGAACGCGGGCGGUAUUCAUUGAUUGUUUAUAGGUACGGGCCAGCGCGCAGAUGGGUUGUAGUUGAACCCCCCGAACAGGCAACGACAGUGAGUGCGCUAUUCAAAUGGACCCCGUAGAGUUACAUACCCAAAAUGGAUAAACAAAACCCAGUGGAAGUAAUAGAAUGUUAUAUCGAUUAUACAUACCUAGAAGUAGAGCAACAAAGCCAGAGCCAGAAUGAGGUGUUUUUGUUUCUUACUGUUUAAAUUAUUUAUUUUGAACAAUGGAGACUUGAUGAGCAAGAAAGUUGUAAUGAUAAGUAUAUAAAUAAUUAAAUUAAAAAAAAAAAACAAAUGGAAACCACUCUGUAGAGAAGUAGUGAUCAACCUAGUAAUAAAUGAUUAUCAAUAAAA
Malaya genurostris is the source of this 13233-nucleotide messenger RNA. Its product is annotated as SRSF protein kinase 3-like. The record is from RefSeq and is a predicted model, not a curated record. Gene Ontology annotation, biological process: spliceosomal complex assembly; protein phosphorylation; regulation of mRNA processing. Gene Ontology annotation, molecular function: protein kinase activity; ATP binding. Bases 686 to 2656 code for a protein of 656 amino acids. The transcript is spliced from 3 exons. Lineage: Eukaryota; Metazoa; Arthropoda; Insecta; Diptera; Culicidae.